AUGGAGGACCAUCUUAUGUGCAGAAGGAAAAGACUGAAGCGUUGCCAUAAGAAGCCUGUCUUCAGACAGAGGAGUGCACAAAUCCAGUUUUCGGACCUUCCUGUGGAUGUGCUAGGCACGAUUCUGUCAAAAUUGCCACCUAAGGAAAUGGUAAGAACUAGUGUUUUAUCAAAUGAGUGGAAACAUAUCUGGACAGUUUGCCCCAAACUCAGAUUUGAUGGUGCCGCAAUGUGCGGCCAAGAUGUGCCUGGAACACAACACUAUACUCGGAAGUUUAUUGACAAUGUCAAUGGAGUCUUGAAACAAUAUCACGGCAAGGUGGUCGAAGAGUUUGGGGUCAAGUGGGGGCUCCGUCCUGAUAGGUACAGAUUUCCCAUUGAGCUGUUUGAAGACGAAAGCAUAUCCCGUCUACAACACCUACAGCUUAGCUUUGUGUCUUUUGAAUCAUCUUCCCAAUUCUGCGGUUUCCCCAACCUGAAGAAGCUUGAUCUACAUGUGGUGAGCGUCACCCGUAAAGGUCUUGAAGAUAUGUUGUCAAAUUGCUCUAAUCUUGAAUGGUUGAGUAUAGUUAGAUGCCAUCUGGAUAAUGAUGAAUUGAGGGUGCAUCGUCCGCUGCCCCGCUUGCUAUACUUGCACGUCGCAUACUACGCCAUGGCACAAGGAAACGGUUCCAAGUUUUCACUGUCUAAGUAUCUGCAACUCAAGUUUUUGGUGUCGGUGGAAGAUCUCACUAACCUUGUGUCCUUGGCCUCUUUCCUGAGUGCUGCUCCUUUCGUUGAAAAUUUAGAGAUACAUUUUGCUAUUUGUACCCUCCCACAUGGCUCAGAGCUUAUCAGGAGGCUUCCAGGUUCUACACAUAGCUAUCUAAAGAACCUUAGUAUCACUGGAUUUGCAGGGUGCAUCGGUCAAGUUGAAUUGUUGUUACACAUUGUAGAAAAUGCCCCUAACCUUUAG
Miscanthus lutarioriparius is the source of this 954-nucleotide messenger RNA. The record is from the annotation of a GenBank genome assembly. NCBI's taxonomy places the organism in Eukaryota, Viridiplantae, Streptophyta, Magnoliopsida, Poales, Poaceae.